Molecule: messenger RNA, 3322 nt
Organism: Neoarius graeffei (lesser salmon catfish)
Lineage: Eukaryota; Metazoa; Chordata; Actinopteri; Siluriformes; Ariidae
Gene: nlgn2b
Product: neuroligin 2b
Exons: 9
Coding region: 235-2802 (855 amino acids)
Biological process (GO): presynaptic membrane assembly; chemical synaptic transmission; synaptic vesicle endocytosis
Cellular component (GO): cell surface; postsynaptic specialization membrane; synapse
Molecular function (GO): neurexin family protein binding; signaling receptor activity
Source: RefSeq, a predicted model, not a curated record
UAACGUCAGCAUGAAGCUCUUCAGCGCUCUGCGUCAGGCCUCUCUCGUGCACCGCUAGGCCACACACACACACACACACACACACACACACACACACACACACACACACACACACACACACACAAAACACUGUAUUUCCAGCCCCUCCCCUUUUCCCACCACCACCUUUUACUUUGACCCCCUCAAGACAGGAAGUAGGAACGUUCCUCCUCCUUCUCCUCGUAACCCUCAGCCAUGUCUCUACCCUGUGAUGGUGGACACCGGCGUCCAUUAUCCCGCUUUCACCGUAAAUGGGACACAUGCAUGUUAUGGUUGUUAGGAUUGGCGCUCCGAUUGGCGGUCUCGUCAUGCCAGCGCUCGGAUUACAGCGCCUCCAAACACCCCAUCGUUUCCACCAGUUACGGGAAGAUCCGUGGCAUCCGGAAGGAGCUGAAUAAUGAGAUCCUUGGCCCUGUGGAACAGUUUCUCGGCAUUCCGUACGCCACGCCACCCAUCGGAGAUCGGCGCUUCCAGCCCCCUGAAGCGCCUGGAGCCUGGCAUGAUAUCCGGAAUGCCACACGGUUCUCACCUGCAUGCCCACAGAACGUCCACGGAGCGCUGCCCGAAAUCAUGAUGCCUGUGUGGUUCACUGAGAACCUGGACGCUGCUGCUGCGUACCUGCAGGAUCAAAGCGAGGACUGUCUCUAUCUCAACAUCUACGUCCCCACAGAGGACGGUCCACUCACUAAAAAACCUGACGAGUCAGCGACGAACAGACCGAGGGACGAAGAUAUCCGAGAUCGGCGGAAGAAGCCGGUCAUGUUGUUCGUCCACGGCGGUUCUUUUAUGGAGGGAGCAGGAAGCAUGUUCGACGCGAGUGUCCUCGCUGCCUACGGCAACGUCAUCGUUGUCACCUUGAACUACAGAUUGGGGGUUUUGGGUUUCCUGAGCACCGGCGAUCAGGCAGCUAAAGGGAACUACGGCCUGCUGGAUCAGAUCCAGGCUCUGCGCUGGCUCAAUGAAAACAUUGGCCAUUUUGGAGGUGACCACGAGAGGAUCACCAUCUUCGGCUCGGGCGCUGGAGCAUCCUGCGUCAACCUGCUCAUCCUGUCCCAUCACUCUGAAGGUCUGUUCCAGAGAGCGAUAGCCCAGAGCGGGUCUGCCAUCUCCAGCUGGUCUGUGAACUACCGCCCGCUCAUGUACACCAAGAUCCUGGCCAAGAAGGUGGGCUGCAGCUCCGGGGACACGGCCGACAUGGUCAGCUGUCUGAGGAGGAAGAGCUUCCGAGAGCUGGUGGAUCAGGACAUUCAGCCCGCUCGCUAUCACAUCGCCUUUGGGCCUGUGGUAGACGGAGACGUGGUUCCUGAUGACCCUGAGAUCCUCAUGCAGCAGGGAGAGUUCCUUAACUAUGACAUCUUGUUGGGGGUGAAUCAAGGAGAAGGACUGAAGUUUGUGGAUGAUAGUGAAGGAGAGGACGGAAUUUCAGCUGCUACGUUUGACUACACCAUAUCCAACUUUGUGGACAACCUUUACGGAUACCCAAGCGGUAAAGAUAUCCUUCGUGAGACCAUAAAGUUCAUGUACACCGACUGGGCAGAUCGCGAUAAUGGCGAUAUGAGGAGGAAGACUCUGCUUGCACUCUUCACAGAUCACCAGUGGGUGGCGCCGGCGGUGGCCACGGCCAAGCUGCAUGCAGAGUUCCAGUCGCCGGUUUACUUCUACACUUUCCACCAUCACUGCCAGAUGGAGGGGCGACCAGAGUGGGCGGACGCUGCGCAUGGAGAUGAGAUUCCUUACGUCUUUGGAGUGCCCAUGGUGGGCGCCACCGACCUCUUUCCCUGCAACUUCUCCAAAAAUGACGUGAUGCUUAGCGCCGUCGUUAUGACCUACUGGACCAACUUUGCUAAAACCGGAGACCCAAACAUCCCAGUUCCCCAGGACACCAAGUUCAUCCACACAAAGCCAAACCGCUUCGAGGAGGUCGUGUGGACUAAAUUCAGCUCUAAGGACAAGCAGUACCUUCACAUUGGCCUGAAACCACGUGUCCGAGACAACUACCGUGCCAACAAGGUGGCCUUCUGGCUCGAGCUGGUGCCACAUUUGCACACACUACACGAGGAGAUCAUCAGUUUUAUUAACAGGUUUUCUGGUGCAACCCGAUUACCACCACCUGGUGGUGUCCCCCACAGACCUGGAUGGAAAAAUCCAGGGCUGAAUCCGAAUCAUGCCGGCACACGCCAACCCUCAGUUUCCUCCACAUACCCACCGGAUAUAGAUAUGGACCCAGACGGUUCGGAGCGCCCGCGCUUGUCUCCGUUCCCAGAGGCAGCACGUGAUUACUCGACGGAGCUGAGUGUAACAGUGGCAGUUGGUGCAUCUCUGCUCUUCCUGAACGUCCUGGCUUUUGCAGCACUCUACUACAAACGUGACAAGCGCCAUGAAAUGAUGCUGCUGCAACAGAGGCGACGCCACCGGCGCCUUUCGCCCCAGCGCGGAGCUGCUGGUGCCCCGAUUCCUGCGACAGCCAUCUCUGUGGGCAACGACCUGGAAGAGGAGCUCAUGUCACUGAGGAUGAAGCAGCAGAGGGCUGAGUUGGACCUGGAGCCACUUCGAUGCCCACCGGAUUACACGCUGGCACUGAGGAGGGCGCCUGAUGACGUGCCACUCAUGAUGCCCAGCACCAUUAGUGCCAUGCACGCCUUUAAUACAUACCCCCCUGCUCCUGGUCACACCCCAAAUCCAGGCCCUGCCCCUGGGUCCAGCUCUAGCUCUGUGCAUACCAACAAUGCUUUGCCCCAUCAGCACUCAACCACUCGUGUAUAGUACCUCGCCAAGCUCUUCACACACCUAAGGACUACCUGUGCCAAGACUGGUGCUCUGCAGAGGUAACACAUUUUGUCCGGCCGGGAACGUCCAGGUCCAACUCUGGAGUUCUGGUGUGCGGCACAGCUUGGUGAUCUUCAUGCUCAAAAGUAAACCAAACCGUACUGGACUCCAGAACUUCAGGAGGGGAACUAGGAACCUGUAGCCUAGUGGUAGAGAGUCAAAGUCACUGGACUUGUGUCCUUCUCAGAGAUCUUGAACAGUCCAGAUGCCUCGACUUCCUCCUACUAGACAAUUUAAUGACUUGGAGGACUGAAAACCUUUAUAGACAUCUGCAACACAUUCAACACACUCGUAUAACCCCUCCAGUCCUCAUUUUCUCUCUUUUUUUUUGGAAAACAAAGAGUUUUAAGAUAAGGAACCGAGGAAGAACCACUCACUUGGCCAUCUUUCCCUCAGCCUCUUCUCUACAAUCUCCAGCUUUAUGUUCUUUUUAACCGCGCUUGCUGUGUUGCGUUUU